AUGGACGAAGGAAAGGCCCCCACACGUAUAGGAAUCUUGUCAGUUGUAAGCUUCAUGUACGACUGCCUCGUGCUCGUCGCGUUCAUUAUUCUGCCAGCCAAGAGUUUGUCGAAGAACCUAUGCAAGCAGGAGUAUGGCUGGGACGAAGAAAUUUCUGAUGCAGAUUCUAUUCUAUGGCAAGAUGCUUCCGAAUAUGGUUACGGAGCAGUAUCAUACCUCCGGAUUGUCGACGACAAGGGUGUUCCGCAUUGUUCCUUUGUUCUUGGGAAAUCUUGCGUCACCCCCCUAAAAACGGUGUCCAUACCACGUCUUGACUUGGCAGCUGCAGUGGUCGCGGUGAAUUUGAAUUGCCUGAUUCGGAACGAAUUAGAGUAUCCCAUACACGACACAAUCUACUGGACAGAUUCCACCAUAGUUUUGCAGUACAUUCGCAACGAAUCAAGAAGAUUUCACACCUUUGUGGCCAACAGAGUCGCGAUGAUACAUGAUGAAUCCACACCGCGUCAAUGGCGACAUGUCGACACUUGUGGUAAUCCUGCAGACAUCGCAUCCAGAGGGGCUAAAGGUUCCGAAUUACACAAAUUGGAGCGGUGGCUCAACGGCCCGAAGUUUCUGUGGAAGGAAGAGGAAAACUGGCCCCGAACAACCGUCCCAGUUGCCGGAAUUGCCUGUAGACGACAGUGA
Messenger RNA from Stylophora pistillata, 684 nucleotides. RefSeq lists its product as uncharacterized. NCBI's taxonomy places the organism in Eukaryota, Metazoa, Cnidaria, Anthozoa, Scleractinia, Pocilloporidae. The record is from RefSeq and is a predicted model, not a curated record.